AUGUGCAAAUACGUCACUCAUCUGCGCGUCUGCAACGUCUGCAGCCAUGAAGAUACUGUCCUCAUCUCAGAAAGGUUAUGCAUGCUUGCCAAGAGGAACGGGGUAUUUGGCAGUUGUGAUUCAGGGAUCGGCAGUGACAGCAACAGCACCAGACACCACUGUUGGAAGUGCAAGGAGAGGAUCCGCCGGGUCCCACGGGCUUCAUCGGCAUUGCAUCGUACACCAACAACUCUUCCCAGUGAUGCUGGCAUCGCCAUUGGAGUCUUUUUUCCCAUUGUCAAACAACACCUCGUUCGACAAGUAGACACAACUCCAGCCAAAAUGCUUUCCAUCAGAUCCAUCGCGCGCUCUGCGCCGAGAACCCUUACUCGCCUCUCGGCCACCACUCUCAGACAGAGCGCCCGCCCCAGCGCAUUCGUCAAGGCCUCAUCAUUUGGCGCCGUCCAGCGCGCUUCUGCCUUUUCCAGCUCCGCCUUCAGGAAAGCCCCUGCCGGCGAGACCGACGCUGAGCUUCUCGCCAAGCUCGAGAGCGAGCUCUCCUUCGAGGAUGAGGUCAAGCAGAACGAGCAGCUGCCCGCCAGCGUCAAGGACUUCCUCGACAACAGCCCGUUUGAGCUCCACGACACCCCCGGCAAGGAGGAGGUCAAGCUUACCCGCAAGUUUGGCGAGGAGAAGAUCACUGUCACCUUCUCCAUCGCCGAUCUCGCCAACUACGACCCCGAGAUGUACGAGCAGGACCGCGCCCUGGACGACGAGUACGACCCCUCCGAGCCCCAGACCAAGCAGAACGGUGCCCGCUCCGCCAACCCCGAGGAGGACAUCGAGGACGAGGAGGGCGAGCUGGACGAGGCCGCUCCGCCCUGCCGCCUGAGCAUCGUCGUCGAGAAGCCUGGCAAGGCCGACGGCGCCCUUAACAUCGACGCCACCGCCCAGGACGGCGCCAUCACCGUCGAGAACAUGUACUACUACGAGGACGGCAAGCUGGCGCACGGCUCCUCCGCCGACAUCGCCCACGCCCGCGCCGACGUCUACCCCGGACCCCCCUUCGGCAGCCUCGACGAGGACCUGCAAAUCCUGAUGGAGCGCUACCUCGAGGAGCGCGGCAUCACUCAGGCCCUGGCCAUUUUUGCACCCGACUACAUUGACGUCAAGGAGCAGAAGGAGUACGUCCGCUGGUUGAAGAACGUCAAGGGCUUCGUCAACGCCUAA
Molecule: messenger RNA, 1209 nt
Organism: Colletotrichum gloeosporioides
Lineage: Eukaryota; Fungi; Ascomycota; Sordariomycetes; Glomerellales; Glomerellaceae
Exons: 4
Coding region: 1-1209 (402 amino acids)
Biological process (GO): cytosolic ribosome assembly
Cellular component (GO): mitochondrial matrix
Source: RefSeq, a predicted model, not a curated record